Messenger RNA from Anopheles aquasalis, 3006 nucleotides. Its product is annotated as putative ferric-chelate reductase 1 homolog. Gene Ontology annotation, cellular component: membrane. Gene Ontology annotation, molecular function: transmembrane ascorbate ferrireductase activity. Lineage: Eukaryota; Metazoa; Arthropoda; Insecta; Diptera; Culicidae. The record is from RefSeq and is a predicted model, not a curated record.
CGCCGAGCAGUCGCUUCUAUAACGGUCCGUCCGUCGGUUGGAUCACCUGCUACGAUCAGUCCGUCUUCGCGUGCGUGCAGUUGCUGCUCAAAUCUCGGAAACUCGAAAGCGGGUCGAGAUUGGUUUUACUUCUGCUUUUUCUUUUGUCGUGUUGCGUACCGUGGCAGGGAACUCCACCGGUGAUUCCCUCUGUUUUGUGUUGUGUAGUAGUUUUCAGCAAAGUGUUUUGUGAUACUGAGUGAGAAAUAGUGAAAACCUCUCGAAUCUUGUUAAGAUAAAAAGGACUUCAUCAUGCUUCCGUUGCUAUGCUUAGCACUUGUGCUGAGCACUUUGUACACUUCGAAUGCCCUCCCGAACGGUGCACCGACGUCAGUAUGUGACAAUAUGCUGCCAUUCCACGGCGGAGGAAUCCCACCACUAACGACAAAGACACCAUUCCUGAUAACACCUCAAUCGUCCGUGAUCGGAAGUGGUCAGCUACUGAAAAUAGACAUCGAGUCUUUCCCGGCAAAUAUCGUGUUCAAGGGCUUCAUGAUCCAGGCUCGGUCCGCCAAUCCGCCACACAACAUUGUUGGCCGAUUCGAGAACUCGGAUGCUGCCGCUAUCAAGUUAAUCGAAUGCGAAGCGGCCGAAGAUACGGCUACCCACACCAACACCAAUCCAAAGCAAGAGCUAACGCUCGAGUGGACGGCACCGGAUAACUUUGUUGGUGAUGUGAUCUUCAAUGCGACCAUUGCGCAGGACUAUGACAAAUUUUGGGUUGGCAUUCCAUCGGAGAAGGUGCGCGUUGUUGCCAGCUCUUCGACGGUAGCGCCUGGACAAACAACGAGACGGCAACCUUCAACCACGACCACCGUUCCACCGUACCGUCCGGCACAAACAUCCGCUCCGAUCGCUAGCGAUCCCAUCUACAACGGUUGCGGUGAGACCAAGGGUUGCUUCGGAUUCCCCGAAGGAUGCGUUGAAACCGGAAACUGUCGCGCGGUUACUACGAUCACCGUGCUAGGAAAUCGCUACGUGUUCGAGAUGAAAGCAGGACACAAUCGCCCAGCAUACGUGGCUGUUGGACUGUCGAAUGAUGCCAAGAUGGGAGACGAUUCCGUAAUUGAAUGUGUACCGGAGCAAGGCACAGUAAACGUGUACGCUUCCUGGACCACUGUUGGUCCCUACGGUUCUACCCGUUUAGGAGUUCCUCAAAACAUCUUCUCCGUGGUGGAAAAAUCCUAUACCGAUGGAACUAUCUACUGCAAGGUGGAACGUGAUGCCGUCAGUAUGGUCAAGGGGCAGAAGUUUGAUCUCGUAAACGAAAAGUACCACCUUCUGCUUGCAUCCGGAUCCUCGGUAGAAUCAACCAAUGUGAACUAUCACGAUAUUGGUCGCCACGUAUCGGGAAGUCCUCAGUCACUGGCAGAGGUAGGACCGGUGCAGGGUUCAUCGAAGUUGUUGCUGCGUUUGCACGGUGCCUUCAUGAUAACCGCUUGGAUCGGUACGGCCUCGCUUGGUAUUUUGAUUGCACGGUACUUCCGUCAAACGUGGGUCGGUAGUCAAUUGUGUGGCAAGGAUCAGUGGUUUGCGUGGCAUCGAUUCCUGAUGGUUCUCACAUGGGCCCUUACCGUCGCUGGUAUCGUGGUGAUCUUUGUUGAGAUUGGCGGCUGGUCGCAGGUGCGGAACCCACACGCCAUUCUCGGUAUCGUAACAACGGUGCUAUGCUUCCUGCAACCGAUCGGUGCGUUCUUCCGACCACACCCCGGUUCGAGCAAGCGACCGAUCUUCAACUGGCUGCACUGGCUGGGUGGCAAUCUGGCCCACGUGAUUGCCAUCGUUGCUAUCUUUUUCGCUGUGCAGCUACAGAAGGCCGAGCUACCGGAAUGGAUGGAUUUCAUUCUCGUUGCUUUCGUGGCGUUCCACGUGCUCAUGCAUUUGCUGUUGUCCAUAUUCUCAUGGAUACAGAUUGGUGGCUGCGUUAGCGAGCGAAGAAGUGGUCAGCGUGUCACCUCCUUCCCGAUGGCUGAUAUGACACCUUCCCGCAACUCCAUGAGCUCUAGCGAACGCAAACAGGACGCUGCCUUCUCGGGCUUCCGCAAAUCGAUGCUGUUCCUGUACGUUCUGAUCGUCCUCGGGCUGGUGAUUGCAUUGGUCGUGAUUAUUGUGCUCGCCCCCAUCGAAACGGCCUACAACAACAUCAAGGAUCAGAUUAUGAACUAAAAUACUAAGCCUACCGUGCGCGGACGGACUUCGAACGGAGAUGCAAAUACGGUUUGCAGGUCGAACAGGAAGAAGUGUGCGUUUUAACCCCAACUGUGUAGCUGUGUAUAUUGUAAAACUGUAAAACUGCCUUCAGCAAGCUUCCCCGUAAUGUAACGAUGCAACUCAGCAUGCUAACUGUCUAGUGUCCAAAACCAUUUUUUUCUGUUUUGUAAAAAGGUGUUGACCGUUAGCGAGUAUCCCGGAACCAGAUAUCGGUGUUAUGCUAUUGCAUUUGCAACACGGUUGCCUUCAACCAUGCGGCGUUUGUUCGUCGAUUCAAGUAACAGGUGCACCACACGUUGUAGUAUCUCGCGAGAAUAUAGCGGUUAAGGGCGGCUGAACCGAUUUUGGAAGGUCCCUUCCGCGCUUUGUAUAAUAGGCAUUAUAUUUAUAUACAGCUGUUGAACAACGUGUUAACUGUCAGGUGCAGCUCUGAAGGACAGAGUGCGUGUUGUAAUGGAUUUGCGCUGAGUGGACGUUAGUUGAUUCCGUCAUUUUUGUUUCUGUACAACCCCUCUGGUAUCCUUUUGGUAGCGUGUUAGAAGAUGUUAAAUUUUCAUUCCGAAAUAUUUGCUCAAAGUUCUAUCCCUUCCAAUACAAUUGAAUCUGCCUUCAGAAAACGCACAGGCACAACACACACGAAACAAGAAAACACUUAAUAUGGUAUUAUGCGAGAUGCUGCUGCGCAUUCCAGUGGCAAGUUGUCAUUAAGUUCGUAUUUAAGUCGAAACAUAAUAAAUGUUGCCAUCGCUGAAACGA